GAGUUCGCCACAACCCACAUGUCGGCACAAAAGGACACAGCUUCAAAGACUUUGUUUCUUUUUGGGAAAAUGCUGGAACUUGGGUUUGAGCACGAUGAGGUCAUGCUUGGUUUUCUUGUUAGCGAAAGGGAGUUGAGAGAGCUACAUAAACGAUUGAUCAAUGCAAUGAACGGGUAGAGGUCGUUUCCAAACCAUAAAGUUUCCAUCGUUUUGCUAAGAGAGAUGGCGCCAUGACAAGGGGUUUCAUGAAGUCAAUGAACGAGAUCAAUAUCUUGCUUCUUCACCGUUAUAAGAGACCUUCCGUCGAUUUCUUAUGGAUUCAUCACCAUGACGUCUUGAAAGCUCCAUCAACGGAAGCUCUUGAGAGCUUCACACGAUCUCAGCAAGCGGGCCAUCUCGGCAGUCUAUGGAUCUCGUUCUCAGCGGUUUGAAGAUUUUGGUUCACUUGAGUCUACUUUCUGAACAAGCCAUGUCUUCCCACUCUGCUCAUCUCAUUGAUCUUACGGAACCUCUUCAAAAUUGGACCUACACGCCAACAACAAUCUCAGCACAAGACUUUGGGGUCGUUAGAAGAUCUCAAGUCAGCGUUCUUGAGCCAUCAAUCUAAAACCAAGUUCCCUUGAUAGCAAGCGACCGUGAAAAGCUUCUUGUGAUGAAGACGCGACAAUAAACGAGAUCUUUAACCACGUCCACAAUAACUUAUUUGUCAAGUAACAACAAGGCUCGACCUCUAAUGCCCCAUCAACGUACGAGAUUCUAAUCAAGCCAUAGCUUGCAUACCAAGAUUCAGCAGCAGUCAUCUCUAGCAAUCAAAGGCACAAGCUUUCUAUUGGACGCUUGUUUCUCCGUCACGACAAAGAUAAGCCCCUUUUAUUAAAUCAUCACAUGCUUUUAUCACCUUUAUAUUAUACGUAUGUGUCAUGGUGAACAUUAUAGCUGUGGUUUAAAUUAUUAAAAAACUCAUUCUUAUAUGGCUUUUUAUGGGGUGACUCUUGUUAUUUGCUUUACUGUUGCUAGCGUAUGAUAUUUAUAUAUCAUCAUGUUCAACUCACGAGCAUUAAGCAAAACGAGUCUGAUCGCUAGCUUAUUAAUUAUGCAAAAGUUGGUUAUCUCCUAUGGUUUCUAUUAAGCUAAUCAUGAUCAUGGUUUUCUUGAACCAGAGAUCGUUGAGUCAAAAGGAAAAGAGGAUCAACAAGCGGUUGCCACAUCAUGUCCUCAUGCUUCGACGAACGGCCCUCACCUACGAGCUUGUCGGAAGCAGCACAAGCCGGCGCUUUCUCACGUCAUCAUAGCCUGACGAACACACAAGCCAACAACUUGCUCGGCACACAAGAUCUCAACACGAGACUUCGGGUCAACAAUAGUUCGUAGCAAAGCGAGCCGGGACAGUGAAACCAUGGCAACUAAAGAAGAUGUGCAAGAUCCGAGAAUCCCAAAGAUCGCUUCUUCCAUCAGAGUCAUCCCCGACUUCCCCAAACCAGGGAUCAUGUUUCAGGACAUAACGACGCUGCUUCUGGACACUGAGGCGUUUAAGGACACCAUUGAUAUUUUUGUUGAAAGAUACAAAGGCAAAGGCAUCUCUGUUGUUGCUGGUGUUGAAGCUAGAGGUUUCAUUUUUGGACCUCCCAUUGCGUUGGCUAUUGGUGCCAAAUUUGUUCCCUUGAGGAAGCCCAAGAAGCUUCCUGGGAAGGUGAUCUCGGAGGAGUAUUCGUUGGAGUAUGGAACAGAUAAGAUAGAGAUGCAUGUAGGUGCGGUUGAGCCUGGUGAGCGUGCUAUCAUCAUUGAUGACCUCAUUGCCACUGGUGGCACCCUCGCUGCUGCUAUCCGACUCCUUGAGCGAGUAGGAGUGACGAUUGCUGAGUGUGCUUGCGUGAUUGAGUUACCUGUGCUCAAGGGAAGGGAGAAGCUAGGAGAGACGCCACUAUUUAUUCUUGUGACCUCUGAUGCUGCUUAACAAGAAGAAACCACCCUAUAAGGACAUAAUGGGGUUUUAUUAUUGGAAUCAUAUCAAACAUGUUAUUUAAAAUUGUAUUGCUUUUGGGAUUCGAUCCUUUGUUAUUCUCAACUUUUAUCAUAAUUGCCUCAGACAAGAAACUCGAGCAAAAUGAUGGUCUCAUUCUUUCUUCUCAUA
This is a messenger RNA of Brassica oleracea var. oleracea, 2131 nucleotides long. Its product is annotated as adenine phosphoribosyltransferase 1, chloroplastic. Gene Ontology annotation, molecular function: adenine phosphoribosyltransferase activity. The transcript is spliced from 6 exons. Gene Ontology annotation, cellular component: cytosol; cytoplasm. The coding region runs from base 1397 to 1954 and encodes 185 amino acids. Gene Ontology annotation, biological process: adenine salvage. The record is from RefSeq and is a predicted model, not a curated record. NCBI's taxonomy places the organism in Eukaryota, Viridiplantae, Streptophyta, Magnoliopsida, Brassicales, Brassicaceae.